Molecule: messenger RNA, 1609 nt
Organism: Polistes dominula (European paper wasp)
Lineage: Eukaryota; Metazoa; Arthropoda; Insecta; Hymenoptera; Vespidae
Product: acyl-CoA Delta-9 desaturase
Biological process (GO): unsaturated fatty acid biosynthetic process
Cellular component (GO): endoplasmic reticulum membrane
Molecular function (GO): iron ion binding; stearoyl-CoA 9-desaturase activity
Source: RefSeq, a predicted model, not a curated record
AGACUUCACCUUAGUUUCUUCGGCGCUGUUGCAUCGUUCCUUUGCAUUCAUUGACAUCGAACGAGACGAAUAAGUGAGAGCAAGAGAAAGACAGAAGGAGGAAGAAGAGGAGAAAGAAAAAGUGAGACAGAGAACCUGACAACAGGACAUCAUUGUCGUCAGCUGCUACUACUACAUCCUUAAGCUUUACACUUAUCGAGGAAUAAUUGUAAAAAAGGACAAGAAAAACAAGGAGACAGGGUAAAAAGCCUAUCUCAAACGAACAAGCAAAAACCCACCACUAUACGCAUGAAUUUUUUCUCUUCGUGCGUAACUUCUAACUGAAAGAGAGAGAAACAAAAGGAAAGACAAACCGCGGCUCGUUGAAAAGAAGAAACUAAAUUCUAACACCGUUUACGGUUAACGGGAGGCGGAUUAUAAGGCAGAAAGGAGCUCACCAGAGAUACUAAAUUCAAUCAUGGCGCCGAAUAUUACGAGCAGCCCAACAACUGGUGUUUUAUUCGAAGGAGAAAAAUUGGACGAUCAGCCAGUGGUCGAUUUGCCCAAGGAAAAAGAAAAAUAUAAAAAAAGUAUAGUUUGGAGAAAUGUUGCAAUAUUUACCGGUCUUCACAUUGGUGCUGUUUAUGGUUUAUAUCUUAUAUUCACGUCCGCCAAAUUGUUAACCACGCUUUUUGCAAUUCUACUUUACAUAUGCUCGGGAAUUGGCAUUACAGCAGGAGCUCACAGAUUAUGGGCACACAGAUCAUAUAAAGCAACGUGGCAACUUCGAUUAAUUCUUAUGAUAUUCAACACUAUAGCAUUCCAAGAUGCGGCUAUCGAUUGGGCAAGAGACCACAGAGUUCAUCAUAAAUUCAGCGAAACUGAUGCCGAUCCACAUAACGCGAAAAGAGGUUUCUUCUUUUCACAUGUAGGUUGGUUACUCCUCAGAAAACAUCCGGACGUUAAGAAAAAAGGCCAAGGAAUUGAUUUGAGCGAUCUCAAGAGUGAUCCUAUCAUUGCAUUUCAAAAGAAAUAUUACUUUGUAUUGAUGCCUACGUUGUGUUUUAUCCUGCCAAGUUUAAUACCCAUGUAUUUGUGGAACGAAUCUUUUCUCAAUUCUUAUUUCAUUCCCGUUGUAUUUCGUUACGUCUUUACUUUAAACAUGACGUGGCUGGUUAACUCUGCUGCUCAUCUUUUUGGAAAUAAACCUUACGACAAAUACAUCAAUCCGUCGGAAAACAAAGGAGUAGCAUUAAUGGCAAUGGGCGAAGGUUGGCACAAUUACCAUCACGUAUUCCCAUGGGAUUAUAAAACAAGCGAGUUGGGUAAUUACAGGCUUAACCUGACGACCGCGUUUAUCGAUUUCUUUGCGAAAAUAGGCUGGGCCUAUGACCUAAAAAGUGUAUCGAAAGAUAUGAUUAAAUCGCGAGUAAUUAGAAGCGGUGAUGGUACACACGAUGUUUGGGGUUGGGGUGACAAGGAUCAAACGCAAGAAGAAAAACAGCACGCCGUAUUCACUUAUACUAAUGCUUCUUCUACGAAGGAUCAAUAACUAUGUUUAUUUCUCUUUCUCUGUCUCUCUUUUUCUCUAUUUUUCCUUAUAUUUGUUUAUUUCUUUUUCUUUCGAGAG